CGCGAACAUGAGGUUCAACCCCGUCAUCCAAGCGGCCAUCGACCUCACGUCGGGGGCCCUCGGGGGCACCGCGUGUGUCCUGACCGGGCAGCCCUUCGACACCGUGAAAGUGAAGAUGCAGACGUUCCCCGGCCUGUACCAGGGCUUCGCCGACUGCUGCCGCCAGACCUACGCGCAGGUGGGCCUGCGCGGCUUCUACAAGGGCACCGGCCCCGCGCUCAUGGCCUACGUCGCCGAGAACUCCGUCCUCUUCAUGUGCUACGGCUUCUGCCAGCAGUUUGUGAAGAAAAUGGUGGGACUGGACAAGCAGGCCAAGCUGAGUGACCUGCAGACCGCCACCGCCGGCUCCAUGGCGUCCGCGUUCGCGGCGCUGGCCCUGUGCCCCACGGAGCUGGUCAAGUGCCGGCUGCAGGCCAUGCACGAACUGGAGAAGUCAGGGAAGAUCGUCCAGAGCCACACCACAGUGUGGUCCGUGGUGAAGGGCAUCCUGAUGAAGGACGGCCCCUGGGGCUUCUAUCACGGCUUCUCCAGCACGCUCCUGCAAGAAGUGCCGGGCUAUUUCUUCUUCUUCGGCGGCUAUGAGCUGAGCCGAACGCUCUUGGCCUCGGGGAGAUCCAAAGAUGAACUGGGGCCCGCCCAUUUGAUGUUAAGCGGUGGAAUUGCGGGAAUUUGCCUCUGGCUUGUCAUAUUCCCCGUGGAUUGUAUCAAAUCCAGAAUCCAGGUUCUUUCCAUGCAUGGCAAACAGGCGGGGUUCGUGGGGACUCUUGUCAGCAUUGUGGAACGUGAGGGGAUAGCAGCCUUAUAUUCUGGACUGACAGCUACGAUGAUCCGAGCGCUACCUGCCAAUGGGUCACUGUUUUUGGUUUAUGAAUACAGCAGGAGGAGGCUGAUGAGCCAGCUGGAAGCAUACUGAAGUGUCUUGGUGACCCUGGAUCCACAUGUACACACCUUUGAGGACUGUGGUUUAUCGCAGGUUUUCAUGGAGUGCUGGACUAAAGUAAGACUGUUUUUUUUUACUUCAUGGGAGUUUUGUUUUUAUCUUCUGCUACCCUAUACCUUAAACUUUGUGGAAGAACCUCUGUUUUGCAUCGUAUAAUUUCUGCCCAUAAUUGUAUUGAAAUAGAAAAGUUGCUGCUUUUGUGUUUUGUGGGAUAUACAGAGUGAGUGGGUGGCCCUGGCUACCUAAUUUGAAAGGCCAAAGAUAGUUAUAUUACAGUCUUUUCAUACACCUAUGAAUGUACGUACAAUUUAGUUGGUUAUGUGUUGUGAGUGAAACACAGUUUGGUUCCCUGUUUAAUGUCAUAGCACCAGAAAAACCGCGUUAACUAUGUUUCAUGAAGAUGGUUAUAAAUGACUUAUUCAAGAUGUAGGUUCUCUUUAAAACUGUACACUGUACUAGGCAAUUAAAGUUUUUAAAAAAGUUUUUGUGUGGUAAUUGAAAACCAAAAUACACAUCUAGAUUUUUAAGAAGAGGGUAUACUGCUGUGUGUUCCACGUUCUUGAGUUGAAGUCCCAGAGUUGGUAUCCUGGAGUUUUCUAAGAUGCUCUGCUCUUAAAAUAGAGUCAACCGUUUUCAAAGUGGGAUCAUAUUCCACACUCUUAGCUGUGGCCCAGAGUGUCAGGCCUUUGGGAAGUAGCAUAGCCUUCAACUAUAUCAACUUCCCUUCUUCUCUCCCAAAGGGCUUCUCCUCUGUGGGGCUUAAGAUUGAGGAAGGAGUUGUGCUGUGAUGCUUUGAUGAAGACCAAUGUAGCUAACAACAGUUCUUAGCUCCUAGUUUCUGGGUCUAGGAUUCCAGGGGUGUUAUCUGGGCCCAUUUAGGGGUUGUUGAUCCACUUUGGAUUAUUUACUCUCUGCCUCCACCGGUCAGAAACCCUUCCAGGGAACAGAGAGUGCCAAAGCCAAGAAAAGCUUCUGUUCCCUGUUUUGUGUUCAAAUGACAAUACUUGUGGAUGAAGUCCUCUCCUCUCAGCCAGAACUAGACAGAAUCUAGUGUUUGCACUCCACUGUGAGGAAUAUUAAGGCUGGCCCAUCCUGAAGUUUACCUCAAGGUCUGUAACUCCUCAUCAUGCUUGUAUAGUGUUGGAACCUUCUAAAUUUGGUACUGACCCUCAGUGAAUUUUAAUGAAAACACUGUAUGGAGUGUGACUUUAUAAAGCAAUGAAACAUAAGAAAUGCAAUUUUAUUAAACUAUACCACAUUUAUGUAUAUAUGCACACACAAAAACCAUAGUUCAUCUGAUCCUAGAAAUCUGGUGAUGUGUACCAUGUGGCCGUAUGGUAAGAUAGUUAUUCUUGUCACCAUUAAAAUAAGCCUAUCAUUCCUUGCUGGUCCAAGACCAGCAGAAUCUUCAGUAAGAAGUGUCCUUAAGCAGCUUGUAAAGCUAAAAGCCAGCAGGCUACCAGUCUUAAUAAUAGUCCACACCAUGUAUGUGUAUUACUUGCUGUCAGUAGACCAUAAAUCUUUGUAAAAUCUCUAGUUUCCUUUAGCUUUUUCUAUCAGUGAAGCCUCUGUUAAA
Molecule: messenger RNA, 2516 nt
Organism: Myotis davidii
Lineage: Eukaryota; Metazoa; Chordata; Mammalia; Chiroptera; Vespertilionidae
Product: mitochondrial ornithine transporter 2
Exons: 1
Coding region: 8-913 (301 amino acids)
Biological process (GO): mitochondrial L-ornithine transmembrane transport
Molecular function (GO): L-ornithine transmembrane transporter activity
Source: RefSeq, a predicted model, not a curated record